Messenger RNA from Epinephelus lanceolatus (giant grouper), 9700 nucleotides. RefSeq names its product zinc finger, FYVE domain containing 16 (gene zfyve16). Gene Ontology annotation, molecular function: metal ion binding. Gene Ontology annotation, biological process: endosomal transport. Gene Ontology annotation, cellular component: early endosome membrane. Lineage: Eukaryota; Metazoa; Chordata; Actinopteri; Perciformes; Serranidae. The record is from RefSeq and is a predicted model, not a curated record.
CUCUCGACAGUCUGUUUCAAGAUGGCCGCCUGAGUGGAGAAUUUACACAUCUCCAAUAAAACUAAUCCAACAGCUAGCUUCCCUCUCAACUUUACCUGCCUUCUCAGACAAUGAGACGACGACCCGGGAGACAUUUGCUCCUGUUUUAAAGCGGGACAUGAGCACAGUCGCUGAGGACGACGUCGGAGUUAUGGAAUAAAACAGAGCUGGAAUCGGAGGGGGUUAAGGGCCCUUUGUUUUAGCCCAGCAUGGACAGCUUCUUCAAGGCAGCUGUUUGUGAUCUGGACAAACUGCUUGAUGACUUUGAGCUCAAUACUGAGGAACUCGACUGUAAAUCUGUUUUCCUGAAGCCCGCUGUGUACCCCUUCUCCUCACUGGGUUUAUCCUCCGAGGCGUCCACCGUCCCACCAAACCUCCCCGACCUUAACUCUCUUCAUUAUGGUUCUGCCACCAACUGUCCUGACCGCUCCAGCAGUCAGAACCGCAGCGCUGAUGACAGGGAGGUCAAAGGUCAGCCUCUUACUGGCGUGGACCUUCUCUCCUCUGUGGAUCGCAGGCCACCUAAAAGCUCAGCCCCUCCCUGCCCCGACAGAGCUCUGAAGCCGGUGUGUGACCUCGUGAACGACACCAGCUCAGCCAUCCUGGUCAGGGCCAACAGCCACGAUGCUUUCAGUGAGCUGGACAUGGUGGAGAAGCAAAUGGAGGAGGAGGAGACGCUGCUCGUGGACUUUGACAGCCCUGUGGUCACUGUGCGAGGAGAGCAGCAAGGACGGCCGAGCCAAAGUGUGGACGUAACAGAAGAGCAGGCGUCUGCAGGGAAAGACGGGCUUCUGGGUUCGGAUUCCCAGGAGCAGAGCGGUGGAUACUCUGCCUCGCUCAGUCUGCUGGAUGUUAUUCUUCCUGCUGCAGUGGAGAGGAGCUGUGAGUCCACAGAUGAUUCACUGGCACCAAGGAUCUCUGAGUCAGCUGACAAAGACGAGAGGGACUGUGAGGAGGAGGCUUGCACAAACCAGGUAGUGGUUAACUCUUUAGACCACUGUGAACCGGAGCCCACUCUGCCUGUUGAUAGCAUUAAAGAGACAACAACAACCUCAGUGAGUAAAGAAGAGGAGUCACAAGAAAUUUCGGAUAAAGGCGAAGCUGAGUCUCUUGAUGGUCCAAAGUCAGAAGCUUCAGACAGCGAAGCGAUGGGCCUAUCCUGCCUGCCUAUAGCUGUGUCCAUGUGUGGCGCUCUGGUGAACACAAAGACAGCAGAGGACGAGUCGGGACAAGCUUCAGAGCAGUGCGAUGAGGCUGCAGACGUCUCUGAAAGCACUGAGGCAGACUCCCUGUCAGCCCUGGAAGCAAGGGAGGACAGAUUGCAUUUAGAGGAACCCGUUGACUCAUCAGUGUCCGAGCAGGCUGCAGAGGGCAGGGUGUCACCAGAGGGGCAGCAUCUCGCCCUCGAACCUGCUGCUGUUGCCCCUCCUGCAGAACUCGCCUCCUGCGAACACUCAGAACCCAGCCCCGUUGAUCCUCCAGAGUUUGGUUUCGAAUACCUUCCUGAGAGCGACCAGGCCGAGCUCCUGGUUACAGACGAGGAGCUGGAUGCAUUCCUGCAGGCACACGCAGAAGCAGAGCAGGGUGGUGUCUCUUACUGCGGUGGCGGCUCGGGAGAUUUCACUCAACCUGAGAGUCUCUCAGAGUCAAACGGAGAUCUGGAGGGCAGGCUGGUGGAAGAGGAGCUGAGGAGCUGUGGUCGAGGUAGACGGGAGGAUCUGGAGGGUCUGGCUUUUCCAGAGAGUGACAGAACAAUGUGUGUGACUGUAGAGGGAAGUUCAAACCCUGGUGCUCCAUCACAAGACUCCUGCAGACCUCCUUGCCAAGAAGAGCCAGAACCCUCCUCUGAGGUAAACCAUUCUGUAACCAGCAACACUUUCCAGUCCCAGCACAGCAGUAGCCCUGAUCAGCAGCCCUCCUAUGGAGGUGCAAGACCUAAACAGCUACACUGCCAAACUGCACGAUCUCCACCAGCAGGAGAGGAAGGAGAGGAGCAGGCGCAGACGCUCAGCACUGCUGAGGAUGAAGAGAGUUCACCCUCAAGUCUUACAGAGGAACAUUCCAACAAUAGGGAUUUGAGCCCUAUGUACGCCACUCAGGAGCAUCAGGACUACAGUGUGGGGUUUGAUGAACUCUCAGAGCCCCCACCUUACCCCGGGGAGUCACCCACAGAUGGAGCCAGGUCGGUGAACUGGAAGAGAGAAGGAGUAGAGGAGCUGGGGAGCAGACAGCCUGCCUGGGUGCCCGACUCUGAAGCUCCCAACUGUAUGAACUGCUACCAGAGGUUCACCUUCACCAAGAGACGGCACCACUGUCGAGCCUGCGGGAAGGUUUACUGUGCCGGUUGCUGCAACAGGAAGUGUAAGCUGAAGUACCUGGAGAAGGAGGCUCGUGUGUGUGUCGUCUGCUUUGAUACCAUACACAGAGCCCAGGCCCUGGAGCGGAUGAUGAGUCCUUCGGGUCCCAGUCCCAACCCCAACGUCCCGUCUGAGUACUGCAGCACCAUCCCCCCUCUGCAGCAGGCUCGAGCCGCCGGCACCCUUAACUCUCCUCCGCCGACCGUCAUGGUGCCUGUGUCCGUUCUCAAACACCCAAACAACGACAGUUGUCCUCGUGAACAGAAGCGCGUGUGGUUCGCUGAUGGCAUCCUGCCCAACGGAGAGGUGGCAGACACAACCAAGCUGUCGGUGACGAGCCGGCGGAGCUCCCAGGAGUUCAGUGCCGUCUCUCCGGACCAAACACCUGGCUCUGCAGGGUCAGAGGUUGGAGUCGGUGGCUCCUCCGCUCCUGAAGCUUCAGGGGCUGUGGAGGUGGUUCGACCUCCGCUGUCUGGACCCUGGGACUACGCCCUGCUCUCUGGGAUCGGUACUUCAGUGAAGAGGGUUCCCAGUCUGCUGCCAGACAACGAGGAUGAACUCCCACCACUGCUCAUCAUCACUGGAGAGGAUGAAGCUGGAGAUGUGUUGGUUGAGGAAAGUCCCGCCCCGUGUCAGAUCCUGCACUUAUUAGAGGAGGGAGGACCCCGACCGCUGACAUUUGUUCUCAAUGCCAACCUGCUGAUCAACGUCAAACUGGUCACAUACUCCGGUCGGCAGUGUUGGUGUUUCGGCUCUAACGGGCUGCAGGCUCUGGGCCAGAGAGAGCUGGUGUUCUUGUUGGAGUGUUUGCCAGAAGAAAAAACUCUCCCCAAAGACCUCUUCACGCUCUAUCUCAACAUUUACCAAGAAGCCCAGAGAGGGAAGUUCCUGGAGGAGCUGGAUAACGUGACGUUCACCAACAGUUUUCUGGGCAGUAAGGACCACGCUGGGAUGCUCUUCUUCUCUCCCACCUGUCAGCCUCUAGAUGGCCUCACUCUCCCCGCUCAGCCUUUCCUGUUCGGCCUGCUCGUCCAGAAGCUGGAGGUGCCCUGGGCCAAAGUCUUUCCUCUCAGGCUGCUUCUGCGGCUUGGAGCCGAGUACAGCGUGUAUCCCACGACGUUGACAAGUGUCCGUUUUCGGGACUCUGUGUAUCGAGAGACGGGACACACCAUCAUGAAUUUACUGGCUGACCUGAGGAACUACCAGUACAGCCUGUCAGUGGUGGAGGGCCUGAGGAUCCACAUGGAGAUGGGCCACAGCUACAUUGACAUCCCCAAAAUUAGCUUCAACGAGAUGCAGAAGGUGGUGAAUGCGUCCAACGAGCACGUCAUCAGCAUCGGAGCGAGGUUAAGCUUGGAGGCCGACUCUCACCUGGUGUGUUUCCAGAACGAGGAGGGAAACUAUCAGACGCAGGCCAACAGCAAGCCUGGGAAGACCCGCACAGUGACUGGGGCCAGUUUUGUGGUGUUUAACGGAGCCCUGAAAGCCUCCUCAGGCUACAUCGCCAAGUCCAGCAUCGUUGAAGAUGGGUUGAUGGUGCAAAUCCCUCCAGAGACCAUGGAGUCUCUGCGCACCGCCCUGAGGGAGCAGACGGACUUCCACAUACCCUGUGGCAGGAACGAUGGAGGGGAGCUCCGAGAAAACGUCACUGUCCGCUGGGUCGACUGGAGUUCACCUGUCAACACGGGCAAAACGAGCGGGGUCGACGGCCGACCUCUGGAUGGAGUCACCAGUGUGAGGAUGCAGCAGGACACGGAGUUUGAGUCAGAUGGGCGCACCAUCAGAUGCACCGAGGUGUUCUACCAGCUCAAGACUCCAGACUGCAGCCUGGCGUCGGUGCUGUCGUCCUGCAGUGUGUUUCAGAAGGAGAUGGCUCUGGCCGCCUGCAGCGCUCUGACUCCUCACCUCGCCGUCCUCACCUCCAGCGGCAUCAACUCGCUGUCUCUUCGUAUCUCCACACAGGCGGACAUGGUGGAGUACCAGGCGGGCUCCGGGGGCAGGCUCCUCCCUCAGCGCUACAUGAACGAGCUGGACAGCGCUCUGAUCCCCGUCAUCCACGGAGGUAGCGCCAGUGUACCACAGACUGCCAUGGACAUGGAGUUCAUCUUCUACAUCACACACACCAUCUAACACACACACACACACACAUGCAGACACACGUCAGACGGUGGUUGAGCACAGAGAGCGAAGCUGUUGACUGCGGCGGGACGUGUUAAUGCACAGUUGGACAUGCAGCCAUUCACAGCGGACACGUCGCCGCCGGCACAACAUUCCCACUCUGAGGUCGGGGUGUAAACUGAUUUUCUGUUGAGGAGGUGUCGUGUGUUUGUGUGUUUUUCCGUGCUCACCAAAGCUGCUUUAAAUACAAGAAGCCAAACACUAAACAAGGAUUACAACAACAACAACAACAACGAUGACAACAUGACCAAAAUACAACCAAACCGUUUCUUCUUCUGCUCUGCCUUCCAGGCUCCCCGCUGGCCUCCGUCAGCUCGGAGCACCUCAGUGAAUGUUUCCCACAGACGCUCUCUGGAAAUGUCUCUCAUUUGGAUGUAUUUAUUAUAUUUUAAUACAGGCUCAUUGAAUGAAAUGAUGACACAUCGCUGACCGCAGUAACUUCAGAGGGUGAUACUUGUGAUCAGGUGCUGGCCCCAUUCUUAAAAACCGCAGGGAUGAAAAGAAAUCGCAUCUCAUUUCCUCUCAAGGUUCUGUGCUCUCAUCACACAUGCUGGUUUAUGAUGACGCUGCACAGGGACACGCUCGGGGCCUCGUGCAAGAACGUUUCCCCAAACUUCUCUCUGAAGUUUUGCUCGUUUGAUUAUUUCACGUUCACCAAACUCUGCGCAGACUUGUCUCAUUUCCACCUGACACGAGAUGAGAUAAUUAGCGUAAUCGGUCUGCUUUAUUUUUUGGUUUAAUUCGCACAAAUGUCACCGAAGAGUUAAAACAGGAACUUUGAAAAUAAACGAUAAAAACAGGAAAUAUUUCAAAAUGUCCAUGGUGGCACGAGGGCACCGAAACUGACGGACAUAACGGAGGAAAGUUCUGACGUGAUGGUGGUGUGUCGACAUGAUGCUCAUCGAUCUAAAAUUAAAGGAGUCUCUAUCCUUCUAUACAUCUUGUCCUUUAGUUUUCUCAACUACACACUUGGCAGGUGUUUUGCUCGCAACCCAAGGAAGUGCAGUAUCGAGUGUAAAGCUGUUUGGGUGAACAGUUCUUAAACAGUCGGCCUGUUCCAGCAGGUAGCAUCUAUCAGUUUUCCCACCCACUUUAGAUGAAACCACGCCCACUUUUGUAAGAAGUAGAUGUAGCUAAAUAUGCUAGCUACAGUAGCUUAAAAUUUUUUUUUUUAAUAUUUCGAACUGACUUUGAUGAAUUAACUUUUGUCGGACCCCAAAUGAGACAAUUAUUAGCUGGGUAAUGCCCCGGGGGUAAACUUGUGUAACAGCAGCAACAGAAAGUUUGCUGGUCAACUGAGGCGUCUUGGGCAUUCAGGUUCAGACCUCCGGCGUUUUACGUCUAAAAAAUGACUUUAACAUGUCUCCGCAAUUCAAAACAGUUCCCAGUCUUCACUCGGAAGUCAGAGGAUGUUGACCUGCACAGAGACGCGAUGAGGCAGCUGAAUUUAGUUGCUAUGCAAAAGUAUGCAUGUAAAAAGUUGUUAAAGCUCGCAGUAAACUUGCAGGAGAGAAGAAUAUUGAUUUAGCCAGAAGCUUAUUUUUCUUGCACGAGGCCCGCUGUGUGUCAGUAACAGUGUCAGAUGAAGCUCAGCUCAUCAUCACAGGAGGAUAAAUGUGUGUGACCAGUUGGUUUCGUCACUUUGUGAGUGAUUAUCUGUCAUCUGGAGCUUCCUCUUCAUCAUUCACAAAUUAUUUUGCUAACAGUGAAUGUGGCCGGUGCAUCCUGUCCCAGAUGAAACUCAUUGAAAACUCUCCGUUCUGUCACCUUUGGUCUCUGCUUUACUUUGAUUGUCUAGACUUCUUUAUACUUUUUAAUCGAGCAGCACAGCGUCGUCUUUCGUUGUUCGUCAGUAUUUCCAGCUCAAACACCAAAUAAUUUUUUUUUACUUUCAGAGAUUUUAUGAUGUCUGCUUCAGUUCUUUGAGUCUCAGUUAAAUGAUCAGAUUUUGCACAGCUGAUGAGAUUGCUGCGCCACAUUCUGUGGCCCUUUGAGCAAUUUGAAAAUCAUCUCACACCUUCUUAUGUCGUCAUUAACAUUGGUGAUUAUAAACGUGCAGGCUUUUUGACGUUUUGGGAAAUGCACUUCUGUUUCCAGGACUGAGAAGAGAAGAUCGACACUACUCUCAUGUGUUUGGUGCCCUGAGCUCAGCAGGAGUCUCCUCAGUAACUCAAAGUGUUUUACCGAACAGUACAAAGCAUCACGAUUUAAAUUUAUUUCAUGUAUUCUCACAGCAGCUUUCAGGCACUUUUAAACCCUCAACAUAGCAGUGUCACUCCAUUUCUUCUUCACCAGCUUCUUUUCCACAAAAUUUAAAGCUUGAUCUGAACUGCCAGAUUCCCCCAACGAGUGCUGUGGUUAAUAAACACUCUUUAAAGUCAGAAUAUAAAAGCGCGGAGAGGUUUCAUGCCUGUAAAAUAAAACCAUGUUAGCAUGAACUGUUUAAAGUAGCUUUGCAGAAGUCAGCUCUGUCGUUUUCUCCAUUUAUAAAACCGCCAUCUUGUCCCAAAUGUAUAAAAGAUGAACUGUAUGCAUAGAGAUUUUGUUUUGUUUUAAUAACGAAGAGUUAUUUUUGGAAUCAUUGGUAUAAAAGUUUUAACUAAACAAAAUAAGAGUUCAUAUUUUUGAUAGGACGAUAAUAGGCUACAUUCAUUUUGCAGUUUGUGCGGAGACGUUCCUUGAAGCACUUAGACGAGGAGAAAACACGCAGAAAUAAUCUUGUCACAAGGUGGAAACUAUAUAAUCCCAGGAUGCAAUGUGUAAAGAUUAAUGUGCAGGCUUUGAUCUUAUAAUACAGAUAAUACAGUUUUACUUCUGAUGUUGACUUCAAAACGUCUUGAUGCUCAGAUAUUUAAUAUUUAGUGGCUGUUUCUCUGUAAUAAAUCAAUAGUUUUUAAAUAAUCGACAAAACCAUUAUUUUCAUGCAUUCAUCAUAUAAAACAAGUAAAUGCAACCUGCGUGUUUGUCACCUGUUCACCUCUGUAUUUAGUUGCUGAAUUCAGUCACUCGUGGAUUAAAUUGAGUCAGGUGCAGUGUUCCUCUGGGACGUCUGUCACUGAGGUGGUUUGACUUAACGCUGUUAUCAGGAGAUUUGGGACAAAGUUCAGUGUAAAUUUACCUGCAGAGAAUCAUCUUUGUUUAAUGUUGCCCAGUUUACAACUGAUUUGAGUUACCUUUGCCCCACAUCCGUCAUGUUCAGUAAACACCAGAGAGGUCAGCCGCCAUAACUGACUGUUUGGAUUUUAAUGGUGUCCGUCCACCACUUUGGUUCAGACUCAAGUAUCCACAGACUGUGUAAAAGAAGUGGACGUAGCCACCAUGACGUCACCCGUUCGUGGACUGCGGCCGCCAUCUUGGUUUUUUAGAGCUGAACUGAAAACACACUGUCGGAGGGUCAAAGGACAACACUCGAACAAAAGUUCAUGGCUGUUAAGACACUUCAAUGGAUACACAUUGCUAUGCCAGGUGACAGGUCACCGUGUCAGUCACAAAAUAGCCACGCCCUGAAAAAUACCAGCUUUAUGGUCAAGUAUUUCUCUAAAUGGGACCAUAAUUUACAAAAUGAACAUCAUGCUGUAUUGAAGAAGACUUGAAACUAGAGAUUUAGACCAGAAACUUGAGGAAAAAGUUUCCUCGCGGGUGAAAAUUGAUGGUUGUUGGACCCUUCCACCCCACCCCACUCGAAUUUUUGCUUCCUAACUUUUGCUGCUCUCCCGCCGCAUCUCCUCCUGACGUCGCUGGGUGCUGUUAAACAAUAAUGCCUACUGGUCGCGUAUAGUGUCGUCAUGAAAGGACAGCUUUUUUCAUGGAUGUCUGACAUCGGAAGUCACUGAGCAAGAGCCAGUAUUUGACGACUUCAGAGCAAUCUGGGUCGAUGUUAACUGUGACAUUAAGUGGAUACCAAAAUAAGUUUAAAACACACCAUACUUGAUCAGGCAGAUUGUGGUUGAAGCAGCCUGGAGAGUGUUUUGCUCGCUGCUUCUGCGUUGCUGAGCACCACGAAUUUUCUGCUCUGUGCGUCUCGCGUUUUUGGAGGAGCAUCUUGAACGCCUUCAGUCAACUUCACCUCAAAGCCUUUAACAUUAACUCAGACUUGAAAAGUCCCAGACGUCGCUGUUUUUUACACUGUCCAAUCAGAUGAAUUGAGAGGUGGGCCUUCUGUGGUGGUGAGGACAACAAGUGGUAUGGAUUGCGUAAGCUAACGUUAGCUCACUUUCACCAUCGUCCUUGGCAAGUAGGCAAGCUGCAAAACAUAACUGAACAAACUGUUGCCUCAACUACGUUCUAACAUUUUCAACUCGAGGAGUUCAGAGCCAGGCGCCCAGAGCGCAGAAACCCCAGGCGUGUAGCAACACAAAAACAGCGAUUGAGCUUUUACAUUAAAAACAGCAACAGAGUGGCUAAAACGCUUUCUGUGUGAUGGGGGCCGAAGGCUUCACUUUCCAGACUCGGAGGCUACAUCCACUUCCUUUAAGCAGUCUCUAACGUUUCCUCCAGCGCCACCAUCAGGUCGAAGUUUUCACACAAAAUUCAGAAAUAUCUCAUUUAAAAGCAACUGAAACUUUAUCACAUUGUACAUGUUUGAUCUCAUCGCUCAUGUCUUCAUUAUCCACUCCACCUGACUGAUUUUGGUAGUUUUCUGAGUCGUCUGAAGAAGAAACACCACGGCCUGUGCUUAACAGCGACAUCUGAUGCUCAACGUAAACCAAACUGGUUAAAGCUGACACGUUUCACCUGCUGUGCAAAUAACCUCUGAAACAUUGAUGGGAAGUUUCUGGACAGCGGAUUGAUCUCCACUAACCUUAUUUUCUUUAUUUGAACUUUGGAGCUUUGGAAACUGAAUAAUUUUAAGAAUAUAUAUUUUUCUCCAUGUUAUACAUUUAUCUAUCAGGGCGGUGAUAUUUUGGGAGGUAAAUUAUUAUAUUUUCUUUCCAGGGUGAUCGAAACAUUUUUGUCAAAAAGAGAAGAACUUUUCUGCUUUAUGAUUGUGUCCUUUGUGUAAAUCAUCUAUUUAUUCAUACGCACCAGCUUUUUAUUUGGUGAACCUGGUAUCUGGGUCCGAAUCAUCAGUUUCUGAACAGCUCGUGUAUUUAAAGAAUAAAAUGAGUUUUAUGACAAAAGAAAAA